CAAGCCCAGGAGAUGGUCAAGGAGGAGCACAGGAUGGCUGGCCUGGGGGCGCCCCACAGCACUGCACCCGUGUCGUCCACUGUCAUCACCAUCCCCAGGGACACCGCUGUGCCCGACCACGUCGUCUGGUCCCUCUUCAACACCCUCUUCAUGAACUGCUGCUGCCUGGGCUUCGUGGCAUUCGCUUACUCUGUGAAGUCCAGGGACAGGAAGAUGGUGGGCGACGUGAUAGGAGCCCAGAGCUACGCGUCCACUGCCAAGUGCCUGAACAUCUUCGCUCUGGUCCUCAGCCUCCUGGUGACCGUCCUGUUCAUCAUUCUUAUUGCCACGGGCACAGUGAUGAGCUUACAAGCCGCUGCAGAGAUGAUUAAGAACCAUCCAGGCUACUAG
Molecule: messenger RNA, 390 nt
Organism: Elephantulus edwardii (Cape elephant shrew)
Lineage: Eukaryota; Metazoa; Chordata; Mammalia; Macroscelidea; Macroscelididae
Product: interferon-induced transmembrane protein 3-like
Exons: 2
Coding region: 13-390 (125 amino acids)
Biological process (GO): defense response to virus; type I interferon-mediated signaling pathway; host-mediated suppression of symbiont invasion
Cellular component (GO): plasma membrane
Source: RefSeq, a predicted model, not a curated record